This is a messenger RNA of Saccharomyces mikatae IFO 1815, 2289 nucleotides long. It is a transcript of the gene SFL1, whose product is annotated as Sfl1p. Lineage: Eukaryota; Fungi; Ascomycota; Saccharomycetes; Saccharomycetales; Saccharomycetaceae. The record is from RefSeq and is a predicted model, not a curated record. Gene Ontology annotation, molecular function: DNA-binding transcription factor activity; sequence-specific DNA binding. Gene Ontology annotation, biological process: regulation of DNA-templated transcription. The coding region runs from base 1 to 2289 and encodes 762 amino acids. The transcript has a single exon.
AUGAGUGAAGAGGGAACAGUUUCAACGCCAGUUCCAUCCUCUACACCAGCUCCUGGAGGAGCUGGUGUUGGUACUGGCGGAGCAGCAGUUGAAAUAGCCAAUCCCGCCGCUGAGGGUAGCGAUGUUUCCGAAGAUGUUAAGAAACAUGGGUCGAAAAUGCUGGUAGGGCCCAGACCGCCUCAAAAUGCGAUAUUCAUCCAUAAACUUUACCAGAUUUUGGAAGACGACUCGCUGCAUGACUUAAUAUGGUGGUCACCCUCGGGAUUGUCUUUCAUGAUCAAACCAGUGGAACGGUUCAGUAAGGCUUUGGCUACAUAUUUCAAGCACACUAAUAUUACAAGUUUUGUAAGACAGUUGAACAUCUAUGGCUUUCAUAAGGUUUCGCACGAUCAUAGCAGCAACGACACUAAUGGCGGCGACGAGGCCAAUACUAAUGAUGAUAGCAGUGGCAAUAAGAACACUAGUGGCGACGAAAACAACGGCGUUAGUGUACAAGAAAAGGAAAGGAGUAACCCCACCAAAAUUUGGGAAUUCAAGCACAGUUCUGGAAUUUUCAAGAAAGGUGACAUUGAAGGGCUUAAACAUAUCAAGAGAAGAGCUUCCUCGCGCAACAGCUCCUCCAUCAACAGUAGGAAAAAUUCUAGCAAUCAAAACUAUGACACAGAUUCCGGUGUAAGAGCAAGGCCUUCUUCUGUUCAAGACCCGUCUACCAGUUCCAGUGCCUUUGGUAAUUUCGUUCCGCAAAUUCCGAGCGCCAAUAACACUAUCCCCGAGUGCUUCAACAACUCUCAUGUAACUUACGAAAACUUGAGCCAUGGUGCGCUGGAGUACAAUAACCCGGACAUGCAAGAACAAAGCAAGCCACCAAGCUUUCAAGAUGAAGCACUCAAACAUUUAAAGGACAUAAAUGUCGAUAUGGUUAAGAUUAUAGAGUCCAUGCAGCAUUUCAUAUCUUUGCAACACAGUUUCUGUUCACAAAGUUUCACCUUCAAGAAUGUGAGCAAGAAAAAAUCGGAAAAUAUCGUGAAGGAACACCAAAAGCAGCUUAAAGCGUUCGAAAACGAUAUGCUUACGUUCAAACAACACGUUAUGUCAAGAGCGCAUCGUACAAUAGAUUCUCUCUAUGCUAUCAAUUCCAACGCUAUUGCUACCGCCCCUGCACCCGCGCCUGCAUCCAUAUCUGCGUAUGCACCCAAAUCUCAGUACGAUGUGAUGGUUCCUCCAGGCAACCAGUAUGUGCCACAGAAAUCUUCCUCGAGCACGAACAUUCCUUCGAGGUUCAAUACGUCUUCAGUACCACCUUCGCAACUUUUCGUGCAGUACCAAUCUCAGCCGCAGGCGCAACCACAACAAUAUAUGACUUAUGCGAAGCAACCAACACACAUGCCAAACUUUGUCCACCAGCCAAUACCCAUCCAACAAUUACCUCCACAAUACGCAGAUACUUUCAGUACCCCACAAAUGAUGCACAAUCCCUUUGCGUCAAAGAAUACCAACAAACCAGGCAACACUAGGAGAACCAAUAGUGUUCUCAUGGAUCCAUUAACUCCCGCAGCUAGUGUUGGGGUCCAAGCUCCAUUGAACUAUCCUAUCAUGAAUAUAAACCCACCUGGUCGUGACUACAAUAAGUCUGUUCCUCAAAACAUGGCUCCGAGUCCAAUUUACCCCAUCAAUGAACCAACAACGAGACUAUACUCACAACCAAAAAUGAGAAGUCUCGGGUCCACAAGCUCAUUGCCCAAUGAUAGAAAAAACAGUCCUUUGAAAUUGACGCCAAGGCCAUCUUUGAAUGAAGAUAGUUUAUAUCCUAAACCUAGAAACUCCCUCAAAUCCAGUACUUCUGGUACGUCCUUAUCCUCCUCUCUUACCUUAGUUGCCAACAACCCAGCUCCAAUUCGCUACUCUCAACAGGGACUACUUCGCUCGCUAAGCAAGGCUGCUAAUUGCGCCCCAGAUCCAACAACUCCAUUAGAUUCAUCUGUUUUGACAGGUCCUAUUCCAAAAAACAUGGACAAUCUUCCUGCUGUUUCUUCAAACUUAAUAAACUCUCCCAUGAACGUCGAUCACGGAUCAAGUAUAUCACAUGCAGAAUCUAUAUCUUCUAUAGAAGUACCGCAACCGUCUUUCUCCGCUACGGUUGCCGCUAAGGAAACUGAUGAGGCUGACAAUAGUAAAAGAAAUGGGAGUGCUGUUUAUUCAUUACUUAAUCGAGAGGAUAACGGCGCGUCUAGUACUGAUUUUAAAACUGAAGAAAAAGCUACUCCAGUGCUAAAAAAGGUCAAGAUGUAA